AUCGGUGAAUUCACCGAGAGUAUUUCCUGAACUGCAUUAAUAAAUGCUAAAAGCUAUACGUAAGAAACGGAUGAACGAUUACACAUACACAAGACUUUCGAAAUUUUCUGGUAGCGCUGUUGGGUAAUUAACUGGUGAUUUAGCCGAUAGUCGCAGGGUAGUUAUCAUUGAUAAGGCUCUCUGAUUGAAACAUUAUCUAUACACAUAUGUGCAUGUAUAUUCUGUUUUCCUAAAUGCCGCCUUAUUUAUGAUUUUGAAUCCCACACACAAAACUUUUUUUAAUUCGUAUAAACAGAUGUUAAGCUUGCAAUUUACAUAUCCUACCCUGCAAUAGCCUAUCAGGUUUAUAGUUUUGAUGAUUAUGGUCAAACUUUGGUAGAAUGCUGUCUGCUCGGGAUAACAUUAUCAAGAUAACAACAAUUGCUGUAUAUAGUAAUGGUAAGUUAUCAGCUGUUAUUCAAUGAAUAGUGUUGUAAUUGUGUGGACAGAACGUGCUUAAAACUCAGCAACAUACUUGCAAUUAUCAAAUGAACUUAUAAAUUAUGCUAUUAUUCUGUCCGACUUGCGGUAAUAUAUUAAUGGUCGAACAAGAUACAACAGGACACCGCUUUACUUGUAGUACGUGCCCAUAUAUUUGUAAUAUCAAGCGAAAAACUUCAACACGAACAUUUCCACGUCUUAAGGAAGUUGAUCAUGUUAUGGGUGGAGCAGCAGCUUGGGAGAAUGUAGAUUCAACUGGAGUCGAGUGUCCCGUUUGUUCUCAUAAAAAAGCUUAUUUUAUGCAAAUGCAAACUCGCUCUGCCGAUGAACCUAUGACAACAUUUUACAAGUGUUGCAAUCAACUUUGUGGCCACAAUUGGCGUGAUUAAAUAGUCGAUUUAUGUAUUAAUCCAAUUUGCAUAUGCUCUCAUAAUACAUUGGAAUGAAUACAAGAAUAUCAACGUUUCUGAGAGUUUUCUAUCAUCAUAAUUAUAAACACGAUUUUUCCACGUUCACAAAAAUGUUACAACCUCCAGGGAAGAAAAUAUACAAAGUUCAAGAUUUACAAGCGUUGCACAUAGCGGUUGAAUGUAUCUUAGAUGGAGCAGUAAUUGGCUUGCCCACAGAUACUGUGUAUGGAUUAGCAUGCAAUGCGAAUAAUGAAAAGGCCAUUCAAAGACUGUACAAUAUAAAGGGACGCGAUUGUUAUAAGCCAGUAGCUAUAUGUGUGAAAAAUGUGGAGGCCUUUCGGCAGUACGGAAUCGCAGAUCAUUUAAAGGACUCAUUACUUCAACGUCUGCUUCCGGGCCCAAUUACAAUAAUCAUCGAACGUUCAAAGCAUCUUACUAAUCGUUUUUUAAAUCCCAACACAACAAAAAUUGGUAUACGCAUUCCGAAGUUUACUUUUAUACAUCAGUUAUGUUCAUUAUUUGAUGAACAACCACUUGCAUUAACUAGUGCUAACCGAUCCGCCGGACGUAGUAGUUUAAAUAUAAAUGAAUUCGAAUCCUUGUGGCCUAAACUUGGUGGAAUAUUUGACGCAGGUCCCAUAGGUUUAACUGAUGAUCGGCGUUCAGGAUCCACUGUAGUUGAUUUAUCUCAACCAGGUGUGUACGCAAUAAUUAGAGAAGGCGUAGCCCUUAAAAGUACUGUAGAUAUUCUACAUGAAUUUAACAUAAAACCAAAUAAAAUAUAUUAAAUAAAAUGCAUUCUGGAAAAAUACAAAAUUAGAAAA
Messenger RNA from Bactrocera oleae (olive fruit fly), 1714 nucleotides. Lineage: Eukaryota; Metazoa; Arthropoda; Insecta; Diptera; Tephritidae. The record is from RefSeq and is a predicted model, not a curated record.